Molecule: messenger RNA, 966 nt
Organism: Fundulus heteroclitus (mummichog)
Lineage: Eukaryota; Metazoa; Chordata; Actinopteri; Cyprinodontiformes; Fundulidae
Product: gastrula zinc finger protein XlCGF8.2DB-like
Exons: 1
Biological process (GO): regulation of transcription by RNA polymerase II
Cellular component (GO): nucleus
Molecular function (GO): RNA polymerase II cis-regulatory region sequence-specific DNA binding; DNA-binding transcription factor activity, RNA polymerase II-specific
Source: RefSeq, a predicted model, not a curated record
AUGGUAAACAAAAAUGUGGACACAAGAAGAAAAGUCCAGACAGGACUGAAGCAUAGCUGUGAAGACUGUGAUAAAAUACUGAUUGGAAAAUCAGCUUUAAACAAACACAUGAGAAUCCACACAGGAGAGAAGCCUUUCUGCUGUGAACUAUGUGGACAUAGAUUUAGCCAAAAAUCUACUUUAAACACACACAUGAGAAUCCACACAGGAGAGAAAUCUUUCUGCUGUGAACUAUGUGGACAUAGAUUUAGCCAAAAAUCAACUUUAAACAGACACAUGAGAAUCCACACAGGAGAGAAAUCUUUCUGCUGUGAACUAUGUGGACAAAGAUUUAGCCAAAAAUCACAUUUAAACACACACAUGAGAAUCCACACAGGAGAGAAAUCUUUCUGCUGUGAACUAUGUGGACAAAGAUUUAGCCAAAAAUCACAUUUAAACACACACAUGAGAAUCCACACAGAAGAGAAGCCUUUCUGCUGUGAUCUAUGUGGACAUAGAUUUAGCCGAAAAUCACAUUUAAACACACACAUGAGAAUCCACACAGGAGAGAAAUCUUUCUGCUGUGAACUAUGUGGACAAAGAUUUAGCCAAAAAUCACAUUUAAACACACACAUGAGAAUCCACACAGAAGAGAAGCCUUUCUGCUGUGAUCUAUGUGGACAUAGAUUUAGCCAUAAAUCAACUUUAAACACACACAUGAGAAUCCACACAGGAGAGAAAUCUUUCUGCUGUGAACUAUGUGGACAUAGAUUUAGCCGAAAAUCACAUUUAAACACACACAUGAGAAUCCACACAGGAGAGAAGCCUUUCUGCUGUGAUCUAUGUGGACAUAGAUUUAGCCGAAAAUCACAUUUAAACAAACACAUGAGAAUCCACACAGGAGAGAAGCCUUUCUGCUGUGAUCUAUGUGGACAAAGAUUUAGCCAAAAAUCACAUUUAAACAAACACAUGAGAAUCCACACAGGA